ACAAGGAAGAGGUGGUGAGUGGUGUAGUUAAAUGAGUUUGAUUAGUCGGACGAACGGAUUAGGUUUCAAUAAUUUCGUCAUUAUCUGUGGUUUUAAUGUUGGGAUGGGAAUGAAGCCGUGUUGUGCUUCUUUUUCUUUUUCUUUCGUGUGGUGUUGAUUUUGUUCGUUCGCCUUCUUUCGUGAUGGUGGUGGAGAGAGUGUUUUUUUGGAGUUUUUGGAGUGUGUUAAUUCAGCGACUGUAGGAUUCUGACAUAGAUUAACGUCGUGGAGCUAUUAUAUUUAGGAUAGUUGUUUCAAUUCAAGUCGGUUGAAAAACUAUCGAGAGCAACCUGUAAGUUGAAUUUGCCGUGGUGUUAUAUCGCCCAUUCUACACGGGUUAUCUCUAAGCUGGGAGACGCAUUCACAAGCUUGUCGAAACUUGAAACACGGAGGGGUACCCUGGUUUCUUAUUUUUUGGAAGAACUUCAUAGCACUUUCAGCUGUGCCAGUUUACCCUUGCAGUUUUUACAGCUUUAUUUUCAAAGCCUGUUUCGAGGAGCAAGCUAGAGAAAUUUCCGUUUGUUAUGAAACUGUUGACUGAGAAGCGAAUGCACAAAGGGAAACCUGGGGGACCGUGCAAGGCACAGACGUAGUGGCAUGGGCAGGUCCAUUGGCGGAGGUUAUGAUCCAGGGGCAGCAUCUGCCUGUGGCCCAAGUAGUAGGUCAGAGCUAUUUGGUGCAGAUGUAAACGAUCUACCUCGUAGGAGGGGGUCAAUGGAUGAGGCUGGAAGGCAGAGUUAUUACGAAUCAUAUUGGGAUCGUUCUUAUGCAAGCAAUCAGAGAUCAUGGAGCACUGAACAAGACCAUCGGCGGAGAGAGGGGCUGCAGGCUGGCUAUGGCUUCUUUGCUGCUUUUGCAUUUUUAUCAUUCUUCCUGUCGAUGUGGAUGUUAUUUGGUCUUUAUGGAAAUCAACAUCUAGAGAUGGGUAUGUUCUAUGCACGGGUGGUAAAGGCUAAUUCGAUUUUUGUGAAGGAAGUAAAGAUAAAUUUCAAGGAAAAAGGGCCAGUUGCUUAUAUGUUUCUUAACCGGCCUGAACUGGGUCCUUCUGUAUCCGAUAAAAAAAUAGUUGAGGAUAUUGUUGUAGACCCAAGGUGGCACAAGCGUUUUACGUAUUGGUUAAAUUCAGGCUCGUAUCUUGAGGUAUCAUGCAGCUUGAAAGCUUCUGGGACUGGAACAGACAGCUUAAUUGUUGCUAUUGUCAAAGGUGAAGAUGGUUUUCAAGAUUGGAAAGGAGAUCCAAGUAAUCCCAGCCUGGCGUUGAGGUGGAAACGCGUUCAUGAGAAAGGAGUAUUGAGUUUGAAGGUGGAAGAGGAUGAUGACUAUUGCAUAGUCUUUGGCAAUUUGAACAACCGCAAGAUAACUUUUUCCUUCAUGCUAGACUUGCGCUAUGUACUUUACUCCAAGGACAAUUCAGAUUUUGUCUGCUCCUCUCAGCUCACAGAUGUUUGCGAGUUUCCUGUUGCACUCGGGCAAUCUACAUAUGUGUUGCUCACCUCUCCAGUGGUUGACAUGCAAGGAGUGAAGAUAUGGUACACUAAAUUAUCGUACAUUCCUCGCUGGAUCACAUACAUUUUUUUUUGGGGUCUAGUUGCUGUUGGGCUGCUCUUUACAAGAGCUUUCGAACUAAGGCAUGUGAGGUCACAAGUUCCCUUAUCUCAGGAGCAUGCUCCCACAGUUCCAGAAGAUGCUAGCCAUUAUCCUGCACAAGCCUCAGCGUACUCUUUACUCCAGGCAGACGAAACGAAUUCAGAGAAAGCAAGCGUACAUGAAAAUCGGCACUGCACUAUAUGUUUGGAUGCUCCAAAGGACAGUUUCUUUGAUCCAUGUGGCCAUCGGUGCACCUGUUACUCUUGUGGAAUGAGGAUACGAGGAGACUCUAAUAGAUGCCCAAUAUGUCGACAAACAAUCCGCACCGUGCGGAGGAUUUAUGAUGCUUGACUCAGGUGGAUGCCUGCCACUUAAAUCAAGUGCUUACUGGCCUGUGGUGGCAUUGAGUUGAUAAAUUCGUAUCUAUGUCAAUGAAAGAGAACAAGGCAAGGUAGUAUGUUUCUUCAGUCUACAUCCACGUUCUUUUGGGUGAGAUUGUGCUUGGCGCAAUCCACUGCACAUCUCGAAGGACGUGAACUUUUUGCAACCCGGACGAAGCUCUGGUGUUAUUGGCUCAAGCUGUAUUUUAGUUAGGACAUUAUUCCUUUCACGAAGAAAGUAUUUCGCAUGAAAUUCUGAUAUUUGUGAAAGGUGAGAUGACAUAAACUGGCGCAUUUCAGGUGAUUACGUAUCUUUCUGUACACAACCGUGCAAAUUCACUUAUACUACCAGGUGAAGGAUCUCGGUGUAGGAAGGUUUGGAAGUGGAGUGUAGGGGAUGGGCAUUUUCUCUUCAAGCCAGCAAGUGUUCCUGCGAGAGCCUGCCACAGUGUACUGCGAAUGGCAGCUAUACCACAGAGCUGAAAAGAUGCUUUAGGAGUUGUAGGACUCGAAACAUCACGAGACAAUCUUGAAAUCCCACUCCUUGAUAUUUGAUUCGUCUUUCGUCAUGAGCA
Molecule: messenger RNA, 2581 nt
Organism: Physcomitrium patens
Lineage: Eukaryota; Viridiplantae; Streptophyta; Bryopsida; Funariales; Funariaceae
Source: RefSeq, a predicted model, not a curated record